GGGCGUGAGGAGGCGGUUGAGCGACGAAGUAUCUCGAGCGAGGAAGCGGCGGGAGGUUGGCCGUUAGGAAAAUGGCGUCGUGCGGCCGUGGCAAGUGCCCGUUGCUCCCCGCCGCCGUCAGCAUCUUCCUGGCACAGCUGCUGUGCCACGGCCACGCCGCCCGGCUGUAUAGUAGCCAGGACUUGGUGACCGUUCUGGAGGCGGAUAGUGUUAAGGGCCUGCUGGUGAACUCGUCGGCCGCCUGGGUGGUAGAGUUCUACUCGUCGUGGUGCGGCCACUGUGUCAGCUAUGCGCCCACCUGGAAGGCACUGGCCCGGGACGUGAAAGAUGACAGGAGGAUGAGUGGUCGAGCAAAGUGUGCUGAAGACACUGAAAGUCUGCAGAGGCGUAUACAUAGUCUAAGUGAGCGGCCCAAGGCCCAGCAGACGGAGUACAAUGUUGAUGAGCGUGAGGUCAUCCGUUGUGAGUGGGAAUUGGCAAUCCGUAUAGGUGUGAUGGACUGUGCCGACGAGAAGAAUUUUGCCAUUUGUGGAGAAUAUGGCAUUCACUUCUAUCCAACCUUUAGGUACUUCAAAGCACUUGCAACCCAGUUCACAACAGGAGAAAGUUACAAAGGACCAAACAGAGAGUUAGAAACAAUGCGACAAAUCAUGAUUGACUUUCUACAAAAUCACACUAGUGCAAACAAGCCCCCUGCUUGUCCUAUGCUGAGCACAGCAAGCUCUAGCUCUGUUCUGACUUUAUUGGGAAAACACCAGAAGCACUAUACAGCUGUUAUAUUUGAAAAAGAAUUUUCCUACAUUGGUCGGGAGGUGAUACUUGAUUUGAUGCAGUACGAAAAUAUUAUUGUAAAACGAGUGUUGGAUACAGACACAAAGUUAAUGGAAAAACUUGGUAUCCGUUCACUGCCAUCCUGCUACUUGUUUUACCCUAAUGGCUCCCGGGGAUUAAUUUACAUGCAGAAGCCUCUACGAUCAUUCUUUUCUUCAUACUUAAAGUCUUUGUCAGGAGUGACCAAGAGACAGUCUUCACAAUACCCUGCACCUGUUAGGCAGAAGGAUGAGGCAGUGAAUCUGAUAAAGCCUUGGAAGUAUUUUGAUCGGAAUAAGCUGUAUAUGGCCGAUCUGGAGUCUGGUUUGCACUACAUAUUACGAGUGGAACUGGCUAGUCACAAGAUAUUGGAAGGACCAGAGCUAUCUACACUUAAGGACUUUAUUACAGUCCUGUCUAAGCUGUUCCCUGGUCAGCAACCAGCAGUGAAGUUACUGGAAAUGCUGCAGGAGUGGUUAGUGAGCCUCCCGUUGGAUAAAAUCCCAUACAACGCAAUCCUCGAUUUGGUGAAUAACAAAAUGAGGAUAUCUGGAAUGUUUCUUACAAAUCGUGUAGAUUGGGUUGGCUGCCAGGGCAGCCAGCCCCAGUACAGAGGUUACCCAUGUUCACUUUGGACACUCUUCCAUACCUUGACAGUACAUGCUGCGACACGUCCUACAAUGCACAUCCUUCCUGGAUUCGACAGCCCUCAAGUAGUUCUACAGGUUAUCAGGAAAUACAUUCAUUAUUUCUUUGGAUGCAGGGAGUGUGCACAGCACUUUGAGGCAAUGGCAAAAGAAUCUAUGGAUAAAGUGACCACACUGGAUGAUGCCAUUCUCUGGCUAUGGAGAAAGCACAAUGAAGUGAACAACAGACUAGCAGGUGCUCCAAGUGAGGAUCCGAUGUUCCCUAAGGUUGCAUGGCCAACUCCCAACCACUGUCCCACGUGUCAUGAAGAGAUUAAGGGCCUUCAUACGUGGAAUGAGAAAGAAGUUCUAAUAUUUUUAAAGUCUUAUUACAGUGUGGACAACAUUUCCUUGAAAUAUAGUGAAUAUGAAUUGCAAGUCAAUAAGACAAAGAAAGCAGCUCUAGAAAAUAAUCAAAGUGAGGUUAGAAAACAAGUACUGUAUCAACUGAGUAAUGGCCAUAAGGAACAAAAUGCCAAUCCUCAGAACCCAGCCCAAAACCCGAGACUUGGCACCUUGAUAAAACAAGAGAAGGGCGAUUUGGCUGAUAGUGGCCAGAAAAGAAUUUCAUUUCACCAGGAAACAGCCAGUCUGAAGAAAGAAAGUAAACAAUCAGUUUCAUUUUUUGGAAUUGGGUUUUCCAAUGUAGACAUGAGUUUGUGUGUUAUGUUAUAUGCAGCAUCAUGCUUUUUCAUAAUGGUCAUGUACUUUUACUUUCAAAUGAGGUCCAAAAAGUGGAAAAUCAGACAUGUCUGUCCUGUUGUUUAAAACAAUUUCCAGCGGUGUUGUGGAAGGAAAAUGGUUCUCUGUUCCAGCAAACAUAGUCCUUGGUGAGUCUUCGUCUUCCCCAAAGCACAUCUCAACUUGAUCAUGGAUAUGACUUGCAGCAACUCCUACAUUAAGCAAUUGUUUCAAUGCUAGAUUGCCUUUUUAAGAGCAUCUACAGUCCUGCUCCAACAGGUUAGUUUUAGACCCUUUUGUCUUAUACACUCCUGACUGAUUCUUGUGUUGUGAUUUCACAGGUGCUGGGCACCCCUGAUGUCUCACCAAAACUUGUUUUUUGCACUUUAGCCUGUCAUGUCAGGACAUUCUCAAAUCUGGGGACAGCUGAGUGGAUGGUCUCAAACCCAGCCCAAUUCCUUCUGACCAAAAUUGGUUGUACAAUUCUGAAUGUUUCCGCCCAAGACUCUUCUCCCAUUUCCCCACUUCAUUGAGGUCAACCUCGUCAAAAAAUGUGAAUGAAACUGGACCUUUUGUACCAUGUUUAGCUUGCUGCAGAGAGUCAAGGGUGCGAGGUAGACAUUUAGCCCACAUCCAGUAUAUUUGUUUCCACCACCCUGCCUGACCAGUUCCAAGUGUUCAUCACUCAUGUUGAAGACCUUCCUAAUCAUUGAUUUGGAUUAUUUUUCCAGUACUUUGUGUCCUGAUCCUACACUUCCUAUCUGUACUUUAAAGUAGUAUUCGGGUAUGUCCUACAUAGAGGCCAUGAUUGCUGAUGUAUUUCCCCACCCAACCUUUAUCUUCACAAAAUCUUAAUUUCUUUUAUUCUUCAGAUGUUGAAAUGUUUCUACUCAGCCCAGCUGUCAUGAGUAGGUUUGUGUCUAAUGUACUAAACAUGCACCAUGACUGUGUUUCAGCUUCUCCACUUUGCCCAACCUGGCUGCUUUACACCAAGGAUCAAUCACCUGAUUCUCUGUAAAACAUUUCAUUUCCAUGAUUGAAUGUAAUAACUCACCUCUGCUCUGACCAGUUUGUUUUUCAAUCCCUGCACAGCCAUUACUGGAUGUGUACGCUGUCACUCACUUUAGCAACUUCACCUCAUUGUCCCACCAUUAGCAGUAAUGAUUUUGGCUAUUGCUGUCAAGUUCCUUUCUAUGACCCUGAAUCAAGCAUGUUCAUUGCUAACUCUUAUGCACUUUUUUUAUGUCUGUCUCUGGUAUUUUGCAUGGACCAUACUGUAACUCACUAAUUUUAAAAGAGCCUGAGAUUGUGAAAUAUUUUCCCUCCAUUUUUGGAAAGUGUAUUUUUCACAAACUCAAAAUUUUAACUAAGACAACCUGCUAGAAAUAAAAGCCGCCAAUUCUUUUUACUCUUUUGAAGUACCUACUCUUUUGAAAUACCUAUGCUAACCUCAACCUCAUGCUCAUCUGCCUGUAGGGUGAGGUGAGGAUUUUGAUGCAUUGCUGUGGCUGUAAUUUCGUUGUUUUUCCAUGUAUAUUGUAAAACAAAGGUGCUGAUCACAGCAGUUAUUUGUUUGCUUCUCUUUUGCCUGCAAAGAAUCAAGGUAAUUGUCACGUCAACAUUUGCUUCGUGUUCCGGCUGUUACUUGAGUGUACGGAAGUAUUUCUGGUGGCAUCGAAUUACAUGCCUUUCAUACUCAACUAGCUGAUAUAUUUUCGCUGACUUAAAAGUAGUUCAUUUUGACAAUUUGUCCUUUUGACUGCUUAAUGUUAAAAUCAUACGGAUCACUCAGUUCUAGCAAUUUUGUUUUCUAAUGAAGUCUUUUACUUGGUCCAAAAUACAGCUGCCCUAUCUUGAGAAUUUUUAACAGGAAAGGUGUGCCUAAUGAUACACUAGUACAGUAGUGUAUUAGGCAGAUUGCUGUUGGAGUUGAGACAUUAUAGCCAUGAAUUUUGUCUAUGGUAGUUUAGGGAAAAUGGGAGGUUUGGCAUUGAAAUUUAUUUGUCACAGUCUGACAUUCGACCACCUGAAAUAUAUUCACAUACUUCAGAAAAGAACCUUGUUUUUGUAGUUUUUCAACAUUUUAGUUUUUGAAAAAAAAUGGCAAAUUGCAAUGUCUGUGCCAUGGGUUGAGAUCAGAUGUCGGCAGAUUUACAGACUGCUUCAGCCAGAGCAUGCUGUUGUUUGAAUGUUAAAGGGACAUUUUAAUUAGCAGUCCAAGUUUUAACAAGUAAUCACACCUUGCAUUUUCUCCUCCUUCCUGCAUCCCAUUUAAAACUCAGCUUUGCUUUUAAUUUAUUUUGAUUAAUCAAUUGAAGUUUCAACAGAAUUACCUCCAGUAUUAUCCAGUGAAGUACAACCCCAAACCAGUCUGAAGUUUCUUCAGAGAUUCUGUUGUGCCGUUGGAAGAAAUUUCCAUUGUGUAUGUCCAGAUGUAUUUUUGAAAAGAUGAGUGCCAUUUUUUCUUUCAGAAUGCUGCCUUCACUUUGGAAAUGUUUACUAAAGAUCAUAAAUUGAAUUUAUUUAUUUUGUUUUAAGCUACUUUGUCUGUUGUACUGUUAUACUCUGUUUUCAGUUACUGCUGUAUAUUUUCAUUAGGAGAAAAUGUAGGCAAUCUUUUGUACUGAGAAGAAAAAUGCA
This is a messenger RNA of Stegostoma tigrinum, 4817 nucleotides long. RefSeq names its product quiescin Q6 sulfhydryl oxidase 2 (gene qsox2). NCBI's taxonomy places the organism in Eukaryota, Metazoa, Chordata, Chondrichthyes, Orectolobiformes, Stegostomatidae. The transcript is spliced from 13 exons. Bases 72 to 2264 code for a protein of 730 amino acids. Gene Ontology annotation, cellular component: Golgi membrane. Gene Ontology annotation, biological process: protein folding. Gene Ontology annotation, molecular function: protein disulfide isomerase activity; flavin-dependent sulfhydryl oxidase activity. The record is from RefSeq and is a predicted model, not a curated record.